Molecule: messenger RNA, 1356 nt
Organism: Fusarium sp. VM40
Lineage: Eukaryota; Fungi; Ascomycota; Sordariomycetes; Hypocreales; Nectriaceae
Source: the annotation of a GenBank genome assembly
AUGGCCAACUCAUCAGACAAGAUGCAGAACAAUGCUAAUUCCACUAGCACCGCAGAUACUUCUUUAGAGAUUGCAGUGAUUGGAGGCGGUAUUGUUGGGCUCAUGGUAGCCAUAGGUCUUUUGAAGCGUGGCAUAAAAGUUACUGUCUUCGAGAGAGCCGAAGAACUUACGGAGGUGAGCGCUGGCUUUGCAUUCACAGGCGUUGCCCGUGAAUGCAUGAAGCGUCUGGAUCCUCGACUUCUUGAGAUCCUUCACCGCAUCGGAGAAGUUAACCGCAAUUCCCACAAUCGUUACUGGGACGGCCACACUCCGACUACCAAAGAGGUAGCUGAGUCCCGAGAGUCCUUGCUUUUUGAACUAUCAGCACGAGACUUGGACUACCAGGGAUGUCUCAGAUCUCACCUUCUACAUGAGAUGGCAAGCAUUUUGCCAAAGGGCACGAUACAGCUUGGGAAAGAGUUGCAAGACCUCACAGAUCAUAAGAGUUGCGACAAGGUAACUCUCAGGUUCACCGACGGUACCAUCCAUGGGUUUGAUGGCGUUAUCGGGUGUGACGGAAUCCGAUCGAAAACUCGAGAACUGGUGUUAGGCGAGGAUAAUUUGGCCUCGCAUCCUCAAUUCUCUCACAAGAUUGCUUAUAGAGCCAUCAUCCCCAUCGAAAAUGCUAAGGUUGCUCUUGGCCAUGAGAAAGCGAUGAACCAGUGUAUACACAUGGGCCCUGACGUAGCUGUUGUCACAUAUCCGGUGGCCCAGUGGACAUUAUUCAACAUUGCAAUAUUCGUCCACGAGCCUGCCCCUUGGACUGACAGGAAGAUGACAGCAACGGCCACAAAAGAUGAGGUGAAAUCCUACCUUUCAGAUUGGAGUCCAUCAGUCCGAGACCUAACUGAGGCAUUACCGGAAAAUAUGACCAAAUGGGCUCUGUUCGACACGGCAGACCAUCCCGCACCAACAUACGUCCAGGGCCGUGUUUGCAUCGCUGGCGAUGCCGCACAUGCCAGCACACCAUUCCUAGGUGCCGGUGCCUGUAUGGGUGUCGAAGAUGCCCUCGUUCUGGCUACAGUGUUGGACUUAGCCAUGGAGCACACUGACGAAGAGGGUGUACAUGACAAGGCGAAGUCUAUCUCUGCUGCACUCAGUGCAUACGACUCUGUGCGUCGUGAGAGAUCUCAAUGGCUUGUCCGAGGAUCUCGAGAUAUUGGAGAUUUGUAUCAGUGGAGGAAUCUCUCGACUGGGCGCGAAGUGAACAAGUGCGAGGCUGAGCUUAGAAGACACCAGAAGGAAAUUUGGGAUUUCAACGUCAAUGACAUGGUUGCUGCGGCAGGAUAUACGUUUCUUCAGGCUUUGGACGGAUAG